CGCACCCCAGUGCAGAACACACGUGUUUUGGAGUGUAUCGAAGUAGCAUCACGUUCGUAGUGUCUGACACACUUUGAGUUCGAAUCUUUUUGGAAAUAGCUACAACGUGCAAAACUUUUUUUGUAUACUCCACCAGAAGUCCUCCGUGAAGCAUUCGCCGAGAGGACCACACAUAUUCGAGGAUACAGCAUACCAGCAUUUAACUACUAUCUAACAAAACAUCUGCAAUCAUGACUGAGCCAGAAGUGAACCCUAAAGCCUACCCACUGGCAGAUGCCACCAUGUCCAAAACCAUUUUGGACCUUGUACAACAAGCAUCCAACUACAAACAACUGCGAAAAGGAGCUAACGAAGCUACGAAAACCUUGAACCGUGGAAUCUCCGAGUUCAUUGUGAUGGCAGCUGAUGCAGAGCCACUGGAGAUCAUCCUUCACUUGCCACUGCUCUGUGAGGACAAAAAUGUCCCCUACGUUUUUGUGAGGUCCAAGCAAGCUCUAGGACGAGCAUGCGGAGUCUCCAGACCAGUGAUAGCCACAUCGGUGACUAUCAAGGAGGGCUCUCAACUGAAGCCUCAGAUCCAGUCUGUCCAAAUGGCUAUUGAAAGACUUCUGGUGUAACACCACCACCCACUUUUUGUUUUUUUUGUUUUAAGCUUGGCAAAUGUUGCCAUUGUGGAGACCAUAUGCCAAUAUCAAGUUUUACAUUACUUUCAAUGAAUUAUGUCUUUGUACAUAGUUUUUUUUUUUUGUAAUUGCAUAUUCUGUGUGAUGUGUUCUUAAGCCAAAAUAAAGUUUGGUGUACUGGA
Messenger RNA from Alosa alosa (allis shad), 805 nucleotides. It is a transcript of the gene snu13b, whose product is annotated as SNU13 homolog, small nuclear ribonucleoprotein b (U4/U6.U5). The coding region runs from base 231 to 617 and encodes 128 amino acids. The record is from RefSeq and is a predicted model, not a curated record. Gene Ontology annotation, biological process: mRNA splicing, via spliceosome; maturation of SSU-rRNA; ribosome biogenesis. Gene Ontology annotation, molecular function: RNA binding. Gene Ontology annotation, cellular component: U4/U6 x U5 tri-snRNP complex; precatalytic spliceosome; box C/D methylation guide snoRNP complex. The transcript is spliced from 3 exons. NCBI's taxonomy places the organism in Eukaryota, Metazoa, Chordata, Actinopteri, Clupeiformes, Clupeidae.